Aspergillus tanneri is the source of this 1692-nucleotide messenger RNA. RefSeq names its product type 2C protein phosphatase PTC1 (gene ptcG). Lineage: Eukaryota; Fungi; Ascomycota; Eurotiomycetes; Eurotiales; Aspergillaceae. Gene Ontology annotation, biological process: protein dephosphorylation. The coding region runs from base 1 to 1692 and encodes 563 amino acids. Gene Ontology annotation, molecular function: protein serine/threonine phosphatase activity; cation binding. The transcript has 2 exons. The record is from RefSeq and is a predicted model, not a curated record.
AUGUUCAGUGGCUCCUCGAGCCCACCCAAAGAAAGACUGGAUACCAUCCCACAUUCCAGCGCUAUUGACACACCGUCCAAGGGCGUUGUUACAGAAGAAGCUAGUGUGUCACAGAAGAAAUUCUCUCCUCCAGGUGGCUUCUUUACACGACGGACCAGUGAAGACCAGGGUCCUACCGCCGAGAAGAGGCGCCGGAGUAGUACAGUCACCAAAGCGGCAACAUUCUUCACCAACGCUAAGAAUUCGUUGAGUCUGAGUAGUAGUCCUCGCGAAGGUUCCUUCAACAACCACACGGUUCACUCCUCGCCAGCCCUACAGUCAGCUGGGAAUAUGGACCCCGCCUUGAGCGUUCCUCAGGGGUCAUUCAAUAAUUCAGCCGGAGAAUCGCUACCGACUCCUCAUUCGUCGUUCAGAGUUGGCGUCACAGAGGAUCGGAAUCGAAAAUGUCGUCGGACUAUGGAGGAUACGCAUGCGUAUCUCUACAACUUCCUGGGGUCGCCUUUGGUCUCCUCUCCGGCUAAGACCGGCAACAAAUACGCGGGUGAUGUUUCUCCCACGACUGAAGAAGCCACCAGUGUCGUUGAGACCGACAACGGGUAUUUUGCCAUUUUUGAUGGGCAUGCGGGCACGUUCGCCGCCGAGUGGUGCGGGAAAAAGCUACAUCUUAUUUUAGAAGAAACCAUGCGAAAGAGCCCCAAAACACCUGUUCCGGAGCUUCUGGACCAAACCUUUACCGCUGCUGAUCAGCAGUUAGAGAAGUUACCCGUGAAGAACAGCGGAUGCACUGCCGUUAUUGCCCUUCUGAGAUGGGAAGAUAAAGUCUCGGGUUCGUAUCCAGCGACAAACUCGACUGCAAAAAGUGAUACCAUUUUGGAAGCAGGCGACACGCCCACGCAGUCAGCCACCACUGGCGCUCUACCCGUGUUCCCAAAACCACAGGACAAUACCAAACGUCACCGUAUAUUGUACACUGCCAACGUUGGAGAUGCUCGUGCCAUUCUAUCACGCAAUGGGAGGGCACUGCGGUUGUCCUAUGACCAUAAGGGUAGUGAUGAGAAUGAGGGCAAACGGAUAGCGAAUGCAGGAGGAUUGAUACUCAACAAUAGAGUGAACGGCGUUCUUGCAGUAACCAGAGCUCUGGGCGAUGCAUAUCUUAAGGAUCUCGUCACGGGGCAUCCGUAUACUACAGAGACGGUAAUCCAGCCGGACCUCGACGAGUUCAUAAUAUUGGCUUGUGAUGGGCUUUGGGACGUUUGCAGCGAUCAGGAAGCUGUGGAUCUCGUCCGGAAUGUACCCGAUGCGCAGGAAGCAUCUAAAAUUCUUGUUGACCAUGCUCUUUCGCGUUUCAGCACCGAUAAUCUUUCGUGUAUGGUGAUUCGCUUUGAUUCCGAGCUUGUAAAAAAUAUUGCUACCCGUACCAUCGGCCCUACUGGUGUAGACGGCGAUUCAGCAAUGAACAUUGAGCAAGGUGUUAGUGAAGCUGAGAAGAUUGUAGAGGGGGCAAGAAAGAGCAUGGCCAACGCAGGGAUCUCGGAUGACCCGGAAACCGCGGAGCGGGUGAAGGAAGAAAUACUACAGAAAAUGUCAGGCGAUGAACCGGAACCUGAGCUUUCUGUGAACGAGCUUAGCGAGGCACCUCUGGUGAGUCAGACAAACGUAUCGUCUGCCUCCAACACUAGCAAGAGUUCUUGA